Sinocyclocheilus anshuiensis is the source of this 1507-nucleotide messenger RNA. RefSeq names its product C-1-tetrahydrofolate synthase, cytoplasmic-like. The annotation marks the transcript as partial. Gene Ontology annotation, cellular component: cytosol. Gene Ontology annotation, biological process: tetrahydrofolate interconversion. The transcript has 14 exons. Lineage: Eukaryota; Metazoa; Chordata; Actinopteri; Cypriniformes; Cyprinidae. The record is from RefSeq and is a predicted model, not a curated record. Gene Ontology annotation, molecular function: formate-tetrahydrofolate ligase activity; methenyltetrahydrofolate cyclohydrolase activity; methylenetetrahydrofolate dehydrogenase (NADP+) activity.
ACAAACGCAGGGGCGGAUUCAAUUCGUAACUUCAGACGGACACAGAGCUCAAGACAGAAGCGGAAAAAGUUCAACACGUGCUCUCUGUUAACAGCGUAAACUGCAAAACACAAAACUUAAUCUCACUUUAAAUUCGCAACGCAUUUAAAAUCUUACGAUGCCAGCCCAAAUCAUCUGCGGGAAAACGAUCUCAGCUCAGGUAAGAGGGAGACUGAAGGAAGAGGUGGAAGGCAUGAGAAUGACUCAUCCCAAUUUCAAACCAGGCCUUGUAGUGUUACAGGUGGGAGACAGAGAGGACUCAAACUUGUACAUCAGCAUGAAGCUAAAAGCAGCUGUUGAGAUCGGGAUCAGUGCUGUACAUGUGAAGCUUCCACGGACUGCAACUGAAAAUGAGGUUAUGCGCCGUGUAAUGGAAGUCAAUGAGGACUCCAAAAUUCAUGGGCUCAUAGUCCAGCUGCCCCUUGACUCCGUCCACACUAUUAAUACAGAAAGGAUUAUCAACAGCGUGGCUCCAGAGAAAGAUGUGGAUGGAUUGACGAGUAUAAAUGCAGGGAAACUGGCACGUGGUGAUCUUGGGGACUGUUUUAUCCCAUGUACUCCUAAUGGAUGUAUGGAGCUCAUCAAACAAACAGGUGUGUCAUUGGCAGGAAAAAGGGCUGUGGUAAUUGGCCGCAGUAAGAUUGUUGGUGCACCAAUGCAUGACCUUCUGCUUUGGAAUCAUGCAACUGUACUGACCUGUCAUUCAAAGACUGCAGACUUGGCCUCUGAGGUGGGAAAGGCAGACAUAUUGGUGACUGGGAUUGGUAAACCAGAGAUGGUUCGUGGAGAGUGGCUGAAGGAUGGUGCCAUUGUCAUUGACUGUGGUAUUAACACCAUCACAGACAGCAGCAGGCCAAGUGGGAAGAGAAUUGUUGGAGACGUUCACUAUGACUCUGCUAAAGAUAAGGCUGCAUUUAUUACACCUGUACCUGGAGGAGUCGGUCCAAUGACUGUAGCCAUGCUCAUGCAGGUACAUUAUUCCUUUAUGAACAAUUCAUUGAAUGAUGUCACUAUCUCUCGGUCCUGUGUACCUAAACCCAUUGAAUGUCUUGCUGAGGAAGUUGGUCUUUUCUCGGAUGAGGUUGAGCUCUAUGGCAGGACCAAAGCCAAAGUCCAACUGAAAACGAUUGAUCGACUGCAGGCUCAACCUGAUGGCAAAUAUGUGGUUGUUACUGGAAUCACUCCGACUCCUCUGGGUGAAGGAAAGAGUACAACUACAAUAGGGUUGGUUCAAGCACUUGGGGCUCAUCUGAACCUUAAUGCAUUUGCAUGUGUGCGCCAACCAUCACAAGGUCCAACAUUUGGCAUCAAAGGUGGUGCUGCUGGUGGGGGAUACUCGCAAGUUAUUCCCAUGGAAGAGUUCAAUCUUCAUCUGACUGGUGACAUUCAUGCCAUCACAGCAGCCAAUAACCUGGUAGCUGCUGCAAUUGAUGCUCGUAUGUUCCAUGAAGCCACCCAGUCUGAUAAG